GAAGUUUUGGCUCCCCCUGAAGUCCUGUUUCCAUCCGUUCCCAAAAUUCGAAAUGGCGACCAAAGAAUUGAUCCUUACUGUGAAGCCUAGAGGAAAACCAAUCAAGCGUCUGCCUAAGGAGGCCUCCCUGCCGCCACUGCGCUCAACGUCUGAUCUGUACUCGCAAAUUGGGCAGAAAACGGGCUACUCGGUGCAUCGCCUACGGAUCACAAAGGAGGAUGGCACUCUUGUACCAUACUCAGAUGAUACCACGUUGUCCGGUGUUGGGCUGACCGAUUCUUCAACCAUCAUCGUGAAGGAUCUCGGCCCGCAGCUGUCAUGGCGCCUUGUCUUCAUCGUCGAAUACCUGGGUCCGCUAUUCAUCCACCCGGCCAUCUUCUAUCUGCGACCGUACAUUUACCCUGUCCCCUCCCUCACUCCGUCGGAGAUACCGGAGCCGUCGCAGUUACAGCAGCUUUCAAUGGCACUCUGUGUCGUACACUUUAUCAAGAGAGAGCUUGAGACGAUUUUUGUGCACCGCUUCUCUGCUGCCACCAUGCCGCUAUUCAACAUCUUCAAGAAUAGCGGGCAUUACUGGCUGUUAGCUGGUGCGAAUAUCGCUUAUUGGACAUACUCGCCGAAUUCUGUGGCUCAGCAGCACGCCAAGCUUGAUCUCACGCAGGACCCUCUGACAGCCGUUGGCCUUGUUAUGUUUACCGUCGGAGAGCUGUUCAAUUUGUACACGCAUAUCGUACUGUCGAACCUGCGACCUAAAGGAACCACCACCCGUGGGAUCCCCAAGGGCUUUAGCUUUGGUAUCGUGACGUGCCCCAAUUACAUGUGGGAGGUGGUCUCUUGGACUGGCAUCUGGAUUGUAACAAGGAGCUGGAGCACCUUCUUCUUCCUGGUUGUUGCUGCUGCGCAAAUGGCAGCAUGGGCCAUGAAGAAAGAAAGACGAUACAGGAAAGAAUUUGGCGACAAGUAUAAGAAGAAGCGCUUCGUCAUGCUUCCCGGUGUAGUUUAAAUGCGAAUGAAUCCGGUUGGGCAGAAGCAGGGAACAUUGCUUCCAGCAGUAUCCAUCUUUCUAGUACUAUCACUUUUGAAGCUCAGGCCCCGACAAACAUCGUAGACUAAUUAAUGACGCCUUUAAUUCGUUUAAA
Molecule: messenger RNA, 1139 nt
Organism: Verruconis gallopava
Lineage: Eukaryota; Fungi; Ascomycota; Dothideomycetes; Venturiales; Sympoventuriaceae
Exons: 2
Coding region: 53-1003 (316 amino acids)
Biological process (GO): very long-chain fatty acid biosynthetic process
Molecular function (GO): oxidoreductase activity, acting on the CH-CH group of donors
Source: RefSeq, a predicted model, not a curated record